Messenger RNA from Soboliphyme baturini, 2460 nucleotides. Lineage: Eukaryota; Metazoa; Nematoda; Enoplea; Dioctophymatida; Soboliphymatidae. The record is from the annotation of a GenBank genome assembly.
AUGUUGUGCAUAAGGUUGAGAGACGCGUUGUUUUUAAGCCACGGCAGUCGAGAAGCUAGAGGAAAUUUCGCUGCGUCAACUUCCACUCGCUACUCGUCAGAAAGUCGACCGUUUUGCCGCUCGUACGUAGCUGCAAAUGACGAACGGGAUUCGUCAUCACACGGAAGUUCUCUGAAAGAGCUUUGUCCCGUUAGCAGCUCGACAACAGGAACCUACAGCGCCCAGUGCAAGCCAACUGCGAUUGUCGUUCGCAACUUGCCGUUACGAUCAUCUGACUCCAGUAUUAAAGACGGGUUAUUUUUCACGUACAAGAAAUUUGGAAAGGUAGUUUCGGUGAAGGUUAUCGGUGAAGGGGCAGAACGGUACGCGCUGGUCACUUUUCGCAGGUCGUCCGAUGCACAGAAGGCAACUGAAACGUCGAACAACGACAUGUUUUUCGGAAGCAAGAUCGCCGUUGAGCUCGCAUCAGCUGGCCUGGAUGGAGACGAUAACGAACGCAGACCGUUGGAGAAGGACAUUGACCAAUACCACUCAAAAUCGUCACGUACUCUUUACGUUGGCAACCUUGAAAAUAGAAUAACUCCUGAAGAGCUACGCGAGGUUUUCGAACGGUUUGGAUGUGUGCUGGACGUUGACAUCAAAAAUCGGGAGACGCCAGCGCCGUUCGCCUUCAUCCAAUACUGUGAUAUCACCUCGGUUGUCAAAGCUAUUCAUGCAAUGGAACAAGACGGUUACAUAGGCAACAACAAAAUAAAGGUAGUUCCUGCCGCUUCAACUGUUGGUUUUGGCAAGCCUUUGCCUUCGACUAUGAUUUGGAUUAAUGAGCUGCCGGGUUAUAUCACCGAUGAUCACUUGUCGCGAAAGAUGGGCUACUAUGGAAAGGUAGUUAGCGUGGAAAUCGACCGGGUGCGACAUCAAGCGCUGCUGAACUAUGACUGCGUAGAAAGUGCGCAGAAAGCCGUAACGGAUAUGAAAACGAGAACUAUUGAUAGGAAAAAAGUGCAAGUUGAUUUCUGCUCUCGAGAACUUCACGACUUGUUCAACGAGCGGCUAUACGCGUCUGAUAGUACAAGAGGAAAGGAAACCUUUCGUUCCUACGACGAGGCAGUUUCCCCAGGUCUGCGUCCUUCUUGCAGCAGCAGUCGGGCAUCCAAGCCCUAUCACGAAGUGAGUUAUGCAGCACACGAUAACUUUUACGAGCAUGCUGGAACGAAAAACCACGUAUCCAAGAAAAAAGCGUUUGCUUCCAGACGGUCGCCAAGAUUGGCAUGUUCUGAGCGUAAUCACUACGAACAUUACCGAGACGAAGACGUAGUUGAGGACUAUGAAAGUUAUGAUGAUGAUGAUCGAUGUGUUGCAGCAGUUCCUCAAGAAACAGUGCAAAAGUUGCAUGCUCAUUCAAAACCGGCCGUCUCAAUAAGCCCUGAACCAGUUGCAGCCACGGAACGCAGUGAUGUCUCUAUUGUGGAGGGCCUGACGUCUGAAACGCAGGACCAUUCAGAAGGUGAUGAACAGAAGAACUGUCAGCCUUCCAAAGUUGAACAUACUUUGGUUACAUGCGAUACCGUAGCAGGUUCUGCUGAUCCGCCGCCGCUGCCGACUGUUGCUACGAUGGAAACGGGAGAAAUCAGGGAUUCUUUGUCAGAUAUAAGCAGUGACAACGACAAAGCAGAACGUGUCUCUUCUGACAAUAAAUUUUCCCCAUCAUCGCUGUCUUCCGUGCCUGGUGAGCUGUCCUCUGGUCGAACAUCUGCCGGUAAUGAGCAGAUCAUGCGUCAGGUGAAAGCUGCAUCGACCUCUUUGCAGACGCACAAGCCAAAACUGAUACCAUUGGAAUUAUUACCGAACUGUGAGAGCCUGAUGGACCCCCGACUACUGAUUCCUUAUUCUGGAAAUCUCUUUGACAAUUUUCCGCUACCUCUCUUUGCAAAGAGAAGUUCUCACUCUAAGUCGAGCUUUCACGUAAGUUCAAUAACCAAUCCGUUGGCAUCCCGAAUGUUUCACUCUGACACUGCUUCUGCGGAUGCCAGCGGCUGCGUGAGACACUUCGCUGGCGACAGUGUGGCUUCCGCACAGCGUAGUUGCUCUUUGGCCAUCCCUGACUUAUCGUCUAGCGGUUCCUCGUCAGCAGCAUUGCCUGAUGCCCCCCUGUCUUGCGAUGCCCUUGCUUCUCCGUCGACUUCCUCCAGCUUCCCUUUCAGAGAUCUGACUUCUGAUUUAUCUGCGUUUUCUGACGAUCAUCCUGCCACCGUACCUCAUCGUUUAUCGUUAGAGGAACGUAUUAAAGCACUGGAUGCAAAGUUUCACGCUCUCGAUCGUAUGAUUCAAGGAGCCAAGGAACGACCACAACACCGUCUUUCAUCAUCCAUCGAUUACAGUAAAUACAAGGUGGUCAGGAAGUCUUGUGCUACUCAGCCAUUGGUUAACAACGGCAAUUUGCACAGUGAAGGUAAGAUUUGA